Triplophysa rosa is the source of this 3748-nucleotide messenger RNA. RefSeq names its product acyl-CoA synthetase long chain family member 6 (gene acsl6). Gene Ontology annotation, cellular component: membrane; endoplasmic reticulum. Lineage: Eukaryota; Metazoa; Chordata; Actinopteri; Cypriniformes; Nemacheilidae. The transcript has 22 exons. Gene Ontology annotation, molecular function: arachidonate-CoA ligase activity. Gene Ontology annotation, biological process: very long-chain fatty acid metabolic process; long-chain fatty acid metabolic process; long-chain fatty-acyl-CoA biosynthetic process. The record is from RefSeq and is a predicted model, not a curated record. Bases 310 to 2415 code for a protein of 701 amino acids.
AUACACAGACCUGUCCGUCCUUCUCUCUCUUUCCGCACGGGCCCGUGCUGGAUGUCUCUCCUAUAGCUAAUCUCUCCAUGCAGCAGUGCUCCAACUCUCUCAAUGACUGAGACAUGCUCGCCUUCGCUUUAGUUGCUGGCUCUGUCUGGGUUGUGCUCGGGUCACCAGAAAAAGCAUUCAAACCAAACAACAGAGACGGUGAACUUUAAACUGCACACUGAUGUGUCAAUUGUCUGAGUUUACAGCUCAGAGAGACAGAAGCAUGAAUUCAUCCGCUGGAGUUUAAAUACUGAGCUCAGUUCCACGCUUAUGGAGAAAAUGCAGUCACGGGAUCUGCUGCUGGGUCUACAGCUGCCUGAGCUGGAUGAGCUGGGACAGUUCAUACGAUCUCUUCCCACCUCCGCGCUGGUCGGUUUGGGCGCCAUCACUGCUGUUCUGGCCUACUGGUUUGCGACACGCCCUCGUGCCAUUAUUCCACCCUGUGACCUCCGUCACCAGUCGCAGGAAGUAGAGAAGGAAGAUGGCGCUCGGAGGUCCAUGAUGGGCAGCAGCUCAAAGCUGCUCUCUUACUACCACGAAGAUGCCAAGACGAUGUAUGAGGUCUUUCAAAGAGGGCUACACAUAACCGGCGAUGGACCGUUUUUAGGCUCCAGACUUCCCAAUCAGCCCUAUAAAUGGUUGUCGUACAAAGAGGUCUUCAGCAGGGCCGAGAACUUGGGUUCUGGUUUGCUGUCUCAGGGUUGUCAGCCCAAUACUGAUCAGUUCAUUGGUGUGUUUGCACAAAACAGGCCAGAGUGGAUCAUAGCAGAGCUGGCAUGUUACACAUACUCAAUGGUGGUGGUGCCGCUGUAUGAUACUCUGGGACCUGACGCUAUACGCUUUAUCAUUAAUACAGCGGAAAUCGCCACAGUGAUCUGCGACAAACCCGAGAAAGCCAAGGUACUUCUGGGAAAGAUUGAGAGAGGAGAAACACCGGGUCUUAAGACCAUCAUCCUCAUGGAUGCUUUUGACCUUCAGCUGGUGGAGGAAGGCCGGAGGUGUGCAGUUCAUAUUCAGGCUCUUAAAGACGUCGAGGCUCUGGGGAAAGAGAAAUACAGGAAGCCUGUGCCCCCUGGACCAGAUGAUCUCUCCAUCGUGUGCUUCACCAGCGGCACAACAGGAAAUCCAAAGGGAGUGAUGCUGACCCACGGGAAUGUUGUGGCUGACUUCGGAGGCUUCUUGAAAGUGACGGAUAAAGUCAUCUUUCCAAACCAAGAUGAUGUUCUCAUUUCCUUCCUGCCUCUAGCGCACAUGUUUGAAAGGUUGAUUGAGUCCGUGGUAAUCUGUCACGGCGGAAGGAUUGGCUUCUUCCAAGGUGACAUCCGUCUUCUGCCCGACGACAUGAAGGCUCUCCGGCCUACUAUCUUCCCGGUGGUCCCUCGUCUCCUGAACCGCAUGUAUGACAAGAUCUUCAGUCAGGCCAACACCUCGGUGAAACGCUGGCUGCUGAACUUUGCAGCCAAGAGAAAAGGAGCCGAGGUGAGCCGUGGCGUCAUCCGCUGCGACAGCAUAUGGGACAAGAUCUUCUUCCAUAAGAUCCAGGACAGUCUCGGCGGCAGGUUGCGGAUGAUCAUUACGGGAGCGGCUCCGGCCUCUCCAUCAGUCCUGGGCUUUCUGAGAGCAGCGCUGGGCUGUCAGGUGUAUGAGGCGUACGGUCAGACAGAAUGCACAGCCGGAUGCACCUUCACCACACCAGGAGACUGGACGUCUGGUCAUGUAGGAGCUCCUCUGCCAUGCAAUCUCAUUAAACUGGUGGACGUGGCUGAGAAGAAUUACUUCGCUGCUAAAGGAGAAGGAGAGAUUUGUGUGAAAGGCCCAAACGUGUUUAAGGGUUAUUUGAAGGACCCUGUGAGGACUACCGAGACCCUGGACACAGAUGGGUGGCUUCACACAGGAGACAUUGGAAAAUGGCUACCGAAUGGCACAUUGAGGAUCAUUGACAGAAAGAAGCACAUCUUUAAACUAGCUCAAGGCGAAUAUAUUUCUCCAGAGAAAAUAGAAAACAUCUACAUCCGCAGUGAACCCGUGGCUCAGCUCUAUGUCCACGGUGACAGCCUGCAGUCGUGUCUGGUCGGAAUCGUCGUUCCCGAUCCAGAGGUAUUUCCUUCAUGGGCUCAGAAGAAAGGCUUCGAGGGAUGCUUUGAAGAACUGUGUGAAAAUAAAGAAUUGAAGAAAGCUAUCUUAGAUGAUAUGGUGCGUUUGGGAAAAACUAGCGGCCUCCAUUCAUUUGAGCAGGUCAAAGACAUACGCAUUCAUAAAGAAAUGUUCUCCAUACAAAACGGACUGCUGACCCCCACGUUAAAAGCCAAGCGACCGGAGCUGAAGGAAUAUUUCAAGACAGAGAUCGAACAACUGUACAGCAACAUUUCCAUGUAAUCGUACUGUCACCUGAAGUCCAGGACGUUUUAGUGACAGCGGACACUCAUCACCUCUUUGUUCUUCCUCAUUCAGACACUAGCCGGCACAAAAUACUCCAAAUGAGCCAUUGGCGUCAAGUCAAAGCAUGAGCUUACUCGCUACAAGAGUAAAUUAAAGAGUAAAUCUCCCUUUGGCCGUGAAUGUCAAUGGUUGGUGUGCCUUUAGAAAUGUGGCAGAGCUACGACCAAAACCAAGUCCUCCUGUAAAACAGAAGCAGUUCGAGCAUGCGUGCUUCAUCGUUUCAUUUCUUCAGUGGACCGAGAAGUUAUUUCACCCCUCUCGACAGUACACCUCCAUUCACCUUUAGCAUUUCUUUAUGGGUUCAAAGGGAAUUUGUAUGGCACAUUUCGAGCUCAAAGCAAUGCAUGAUGCGUAUACCCGGCAUUCCGUGAGACCGUCUCUGGUCAUGUCUCGCAGGUCCCCAAGACCUCGAUCAAAAGACACUUACAUAUACUAGAAUUACUUUCUAAUGCUUGUCUGUGUAGUAAAGGCCUACAAAUGUGGCUCACUUGAUCAAGGUGAGCAUGCCAUGCGUACAGUUUUGGGCUGUCAAAUGAGCUAGCUGUUCGGUUUCAUUCCAUCCCAAAGUAUUUCAAUAGUAGUGUACUGUACAUUUUGAAGAAUAAUAGACGUGAAACUAUUUAAGCAAUGGUUUGCAGUGUAGAAAAAAAUCAACAAUCUGUUCUUGAAUGAUAACAGAACUUUAUCUUUGUAUUUAAUGAGGGGUUAUGGAUGAAGACGGGGCAAAACGAGAAAUAAAAAUCUGCACAGAUUUGAAUCAAGUCGUCUUUUUCAUUUCGUGGCAUUAACAUGUGGUGCAUUUAACAUUCCACAGCCUGUACUGAAGUAUUGCUCAUUUUUUGUUUUGUUUGUUUUCCAGCAGAUUAUGGACUAUCGGGUCUAUUUCUAUUAGUAAUUUAUUAUAAUUAAAUUGUAAAGUUAUGCUGUACUGUUUUUUAUAUAAACAUUCCUUAUAAUUUCAUUGCUUAGUAUGUCAGAGUUUGAGGUUGAAAGUUUAAUAUCUGUGUGAAGAGUUAUUGGGUAGUUCGGACGAUUGCUGGACAUAUAGCUUCUUACACAUUUUUCAUUAUGUACAAAACAGGUUUUCUUUCUGCAAAAAGUUCAUGUUUUAAAAAUGGAAAAAAAAAACAUUUGUGCAUGUACAUCUCAUCUCAUCUCAUCUCAACUCAACUCAACUUUAUUUAUACAAUUUUCAUUGUUACAAAGCAGCAAAACAUCUCUGCAUAUCCUCAAAGUAUGAGUGUGUGCAAAAUGUAAAAAUAAAGAUGCA